AUGUCUUCACCAACGAAAUCGGGACACCAAAAAUUAAGGUCUUAUUUCCGAAUUACGCGUAUGUUGGUAUUGCGAGAAAAUAGCCGUUACUAUCGCAGAUUGCGGAAAAAAAAACGUCACGAAAAGGCUCUUGAUGAACUACGUAAAAUAGUGCCUACAGUGGAUGACAAUACAUCUGUACUUGAUUUGCUGCAUAAAAGCAUUGAGUACAUCAUCAAACUCCAGAAUGAAGUUGAUCGGUUAUUGCGAGGUGAAAAUGUAGAAAAUAUGCCACCUGCCAUAGAUAAUUCCAGGUACAGAUUACAUCCUUUCAGAUUUCAGAAAUCUGUUAAACUUUAUCUCAGCUUAAAAGAUUCACCUAGCUAA
Thelazia callipaeda (thelaziosis nematode) is the source of this 366-nucleotide messenger RNA. The record is from the annotation of a GenBank genome assembly. Lineage: Eukaryota; Metazoa; Nematoda; Chromadorea; Rhabditida; Thelaziidae.